Clonostachys rhizophaga is the source of this 1539-nucleotide messenger RNA. The record is from the annotation of a GenBank genome assembly. NCBI's taxonomy places the organism in Eukaryota, Fungi, Ascomycota, Sordariomycetes, Hypocreales, Bionectriaceae.
AUGCUGGCGACGACUGGCCUAGGGCUCAUAAGCGAGCUUAUAAGCGACCUCCGACACAAGCAUGGUUGGGCUACCUCUUCCCAAAUAGCUCUCAUCUCCUUUAUCACCUAUAAUGUCGCGUGGCUUAUCUACGCGUUAUUUUUUUCAAGCCUGCGAAAGAUCCCCGGUCCCUUCCUAGCGAAAAUUUCCCGAAUCUGGGAGAUGAGAAAGGUGGCCACUGGGAACAUACACGAGAUCAUAGUGGAUCUACACAAGUGCCACGGACCCAUCGUUCAGAUAGGACCUAAUCGAUACGAUUUCGACACCAUGGAAGCUGUUAAGAUUAUCUAUCGCAUCGGCAACGCCCUUCCUAAAUCUGAUUUUUAUAUCCCCUUUGGCUUACCAUCGUACCCAAAUCUUUUCGAUGUGCGAGACCCCCGACGCCACGCACAGAUAAAGAAGGAGAUCGGAGCGCUGUACACCGUGACGGCUUUGAUGUCCUACGAAAGCGGCGUUGACGGUCAGACGGCCAUCUUGGUGGAGCAGCUGCAGAGGUUUUGCGACCAGAAGCAGGUCAUUAAUCUGCCUCAGUUUCUCCAGUACUAUGCAUUUGACGUUAUUGGAACUAUUACGCUUGGCGAGUCCAUGGGCAUGAUGGAAUCGAAUUCAGACACAAACGGCGCAUGUAGCGGUUUGGAUUCUUUGUGGCACUACGCGUCCGUGAUGGCCCUUACACCCAGCUUGCACGCCUGGUGGAUACGGAUAUCCGCAUUCCUGCCCGUCUCAGUUCCCAUGACGGGACUGGUUGCAUAUGUUGACACGCUGAUUCUUCAGUACAGACAAAAGGCAGCAGAGCUAGGUGACGAAGCCGUACUCAAAGGCAAGGGCAACUUUCUGGCCAAGAUGCUCCUCAUGGAGAAGCAAGGCAAAGCUACUGCGGAAGACACUCGACAAGCUGUCAAUCUGAACAUUGGUGCAGGCUCCGACACGACGGCCAAUGCCCUUAGCUCUAUUCUUUACUACCUAUACACGAACCUACACACUUUAAGCCGUCUUCGAGAGGAGUUGGACACUCACAUCAAGGCGGGAUCGGGGCCCUUCAGUUUCCAAGAAGCACAGAGCCUACCCUACCUCCAGGCGGUGAUUAAGGAAGCCCUGCGGCUCCAUCCAGGAGUGGGUACACAACUCACACGUGUCGUCCCAAAAGGUGGCCUAGUCAUUGAGGGACAGUUCUUCCCUGCGGGCACUGAGGUGGGUGUCAACGGAUGGGCCCUUUAUCACAACAAAGCUAUUUUUGGCAACGACUCGAGUACAUUCCGUCCAGAGCGAUGGCUAGAACCAAGCGAGAACUUGAACAUUGGUGGAUCUUUUGCGUUUGGAGCCGGUUCUCGAUCAUGCAUUGGCAAGAACAUUAGUAUCUUAGAGAUGUCAAAGGCAAUUCCCCACAUUGUCCGGAACUUCGACAUUGAGAUUAACCAUGGGGAUAUGACAUGGAAGAACGAGUGUUGGUGGUUUGUCAAGCCCGAAUACAGGGCUUUGAUCAAACCUCGGACAGCUUAG